CAGCGGUACCAGAUGGAUGUGUGGAGCCGUGUGGAGCUCAGCGGAACUACAUCCAUCUGGUGAGAGUCUGGUUACCAAAUAUGUGCUGCAAAUGUUACAUUUUUUAAAUUUAUUUUUAUUUUGUCUUACCUGAAAGUCCUGGUCUGACUUUUUGCAAAAUCAUUUCACAGACAGUGGCCUUCCGUGUGGAGCAAACGUGUCGUGUGGGGUCUGGGGGCCAUUUGGGACCCCCCAACUGCAUUUCAAGAAAGACUUGGUCCACCAGCAUAGAUGGCUGAUGCAAACAGAAACUAUUUUUAUUAAAGGGCAAAGUUAUUACAGACAGGCGCAGGUUUGAAACGUGACGAGGCAGUAAAUUGCCCUGCUCAUACCGAAUCCCUCCUGAGGUCCGAGUAGGAGCUGUGUUUGCACAAUGCAAUGGUGCAUGCCAGUUAUUCAAGAUCCAGUCUGAAUACUGGUUCAGUCAGCUGCAGGGUUUUCACUUUUCAGCCUGAACAAACCUCUGAGGCACAGCUGCGAGCAGCCAUGGCCGACAGGACCCAGGAUGAGAAGGUUCUGCAGCGGAUUGAGAGGGAGGUGCGAAUGCAGGAAGGGGCCUAUAAACUGCUGGCUGCUUGUUCCCAGAGAGAUCAGGCCCUGGAAGCCUCCAAGAGUCUGUUAACCUGCAACACUCGCAUCCUGGCUCUGCUCAGCCAACUGCAGAGGAUCAGGAAAGCACAAAUCCUAGAGAGAGCGGGACACAGCAGAAUGGCAGAAGAUGCAGUGCCGUGUACUGGGAAGGUAUCUAUUUCCAACCUGCGAAUCCCCCUCAUGUGGAAGGACUCAGAGUACUUUAAGAACAAAGGAGAGCUGCAUCGCUGUGCUGUGUUCUGCCUGCUUCAGUGCGGCACAGAGAUCCAUGACACUGUUUUGGUGAUGGUGGACAGGACGUUGACAGACAUCUGUUUUGAAGACACAAUCAUAUUCAACAAGGUGGAUCCAGGUUUUCAAAUCCGCACUGAGCUGUACAGCUGCUCCUUGGUCGAGGAUUUCUCUCCGCCAGCUCCAGCUCCCAGGAGAAUGGGCUUUCUUGGAGGCUCCUUGGGAUGCUCCUCUGGAAAAAAGAUCCGAGCUGCAUUGGAGUCUGCAGCAGCAUGCAGCUACGUUUCCUCUGAUGGAGGGAACUCAACACUGGGACAUGUUCCAUCUCAUUCACUUCACCAGUCAGCGCUGGGGCCAAAGUUUCACCUGUUGGCUCACACAACACUGAGCAUUGAACAUGUCCGAGAGGGUUUCAAGACACAUGAUUUGGUGCUUUCAGCAACAGAGGAUAGUCCAUUCUGGUUGCCUCUGUAUGGAAAUAUGUGCUGUCGCUUAGUUGCUCAGCCUCAAUGUAUGAUUCAGUCAGCGAUAAGCGGCCGACUCGAAGUCAAGCUUGAGGAGGACGUAGAUCAUUGGGAAAACUUCUAUUGCAUUCUCAUGGGCCGAUCUCUUCUCUGUUAUCGAAGUCAAGAAGACCUGGAGCCUCAGGGGGAGCCAUCGCUCGUCAUCCCCAUUACAAAGGAUACCAGAGUGUGCAUAUCUGAAAGUGAUCAUGUGCAGCGGAUCAUCAUUAGCAUCCAGUCUCGACCAGAAAACGUGACCUACACUGCCACCACAAACAGUACCGAAGACUUGCAACACUGGAACAAGGCCCUCUGUCAACAUGUCUAUAACCUGAGCCUGUGGAAACAAUGUUCUGAUGAAGUGAUGAAGAUUGGAAUGCAGAGGCCCAGGAAAACCAACCCGACGAAGCCGGGAUCUCUUUAUCAUGAAAUAGCUAUUAAUCAUCUUGACCGAGAGACAGCGGAUAGCAGACAAUUACACCUAUUCUUCCUGCCUGUGGUUUUUAAAUCUUGUCGAAAUGGACAAGAAGAUGAUAAAUGCUGCUUGCGCAAAUUCUUUAAAGACACUAUGCUUGUUUUAUUGUUCUUACUGUUUGUGUUCUCCUUACACACAAAUCUAGAACCUCACUGAAUGAAGGAAAAACAUUUGAAGUGUUAGCUUGCAAUUAAAAUGUAAACAGAAACACUGUAAUUUCGGAAAUUAUAACCUUCCUCUGAAUAUUUUAACAUUGUGUGAUUUUGAAAUAAAAAAAUGUACUAGAAAAACUACGUCUGUACAUCUAAAAUGUCAUUUGGCUUUUACAUUUUUCUUGUAAGAAAUGUUCCAAUUAAGACAAAUUUAUCUGUCAGCUUGUACCUUUUAGCUUUCAGACUUUCAUACGGAAACCAAAUAAAUAGUCUGGCUUCGUCAAGGCUAAUUCACAAGACAAACAUUUUUACAGUAAGCUGACAGCGCCCCACCCAUUGGCAGACACAGCAUAGUAGCUGUAUUGUUGGCUGCUUGUUGAUGCAUUGUGUUUAUACUGUAUGCUUGUGCAAUCUUGGAAUAUUGUUAACGUGUGACGUUGAAAAAAAAAUCCUGUAAGUCUAUGCCCAAUAAAACAAUUACCGUACCCUAAAAGUCACACAAGAUUGCUAGUAUUAUCAUCUAUUCCACACAUACAAAUCAAAACAAAGUCCACAAAUCACAUUAUAUGCAACAAUAGGACCAUUCAAAGGUCUGAAAAGUGCCAAAGGCAAUAACUAACAUUUGUAGUUUUAAUUUAAAAUGACCAAAUCUAGGCACCAGCUGAUCAUCAGGUAACAUUUGCCAAAAGUUCUUUGUCAAUUAUUGUUUUGUGAACACCUGCCAGGUGAGGUGUGCGGUAGUACUGAAAAAUAGGAGUGAAUUCACGCACUGGCACUUUAAACCAAGCCCUAAACACACAUACAAAAAAAAAACAGGGUUAGUAUUUCCAAAAUACAAUAAUUUUUCAACAAAUUACUUGUAUUUCCAUUUAAUUUUCUUUGGUCAACAAAAUCUUUAAUUAAGCCAGUAAUCUUCAAGUAAACUGAAAAGUACAAGCAAAACUGAUAAACCGUGGAAAAAGGAACAGAUGAUAAAACUAAAACCGAUAACUAAUAAAAUGAUGCAUUGAUAUCACAGAUCAGUGUGAUUAUGUUUGUUUAAGAACCAUGGUUUGUUUUGAGGAAUUUGAAAUGAAGUAAAAUUAUCUUUCAAGCUAAUUAAGAAUAAGUACGGGUUUGUGUUAGAACAUCUAGUUUGCUAUGCAAAAGAAGAAGGGAAAAUACUAUAUUAUUUUGAUAAAAUUAUGUUUUAUUAAUCAUUUGUCAAAUUGGAGAUCAAUAAGUAUUUGGACAAUUGAUUUUUAAUAUUCUGUUGAUUAGCGUUAGAGUUGACAUUACCAAGAUGGCGGCAAAAAACUUGUUAUGGACUCUUACAAGAUGGCCCUCUUGACAGCAGUUGGGAAGAUGUCAAUGCAGUUUAGUGAAAUUAAAUAAAGAGAAAACAGAAGU
Fundulus heteroclitus (mummichog) is the source of this 3380-nucleotide messenger RNA. RefSeq names its product rhotekin. Gene Ontology annotation, biological process: septin ring organization; signal transduction; actomyosin contractile ring assembly. The coding region runs from base 418 to 1995 and encodes 525 amino acids. Lineage: Eukaryota; Metazoa; Chordata; Actinopteri; Cyprinodontiformes; Fundulidae. The transcript has 14 exons. The record is from RefSeq and is a predicted model, not a curated record. Gene Ontology annotation, cellular component: actomyosin contractile ring.